AUGGAUAAAAAUUGCGUAAAGCAUGGAAAAAGAGUCGUAAUAGUGGAUAGAUCAUCAAAAGAUCUUUAAGGUAGAAAUCUUUGCAUUUAAUGUUUAACUGAAUAAAAAAAUAAUUUAAUAAGUUAUGAAGAUGUCCAAUAGGAACUUCAUGAAUUAAAAGCGUAAUUAAUUAAGGAAAAAUAUGAUCUAAAUAAAAAGAACAUAGAUCUCCUAGAUGAUCUUAAAAAUAACUUAUGGUAGUUGAAGUCACAAAUUUCAGCCCUAAUUGAUAAACAUCUAGAAUGCUUUGAAUAACAAAUUUAAUUAAUAUCAGAUUCUUAAAAUAAAUUUGGGAAAUAGAUUGAAAGCUUAGAAACAAAAGAUCUUGACUCAUUUGUCAAAUAAUACUCAGAAAUAGAAAAGCAAUUUAUCAAUUAUUAAGACAUCAAAGAUCUUCUUUUAAAAAAUCUUUCUUCCCUUUCAAAUGAUUAACUUAUCUAAAGAUUUGCAGAAAUAUUAUCUAAAAUUAAUACUGGAAUGCUGAAUUACUCGAAUGAAGUCAUGAGUAAUUUUAAAUAAUAGUUCACUCUUUUAUAAGCGAAUAAUGCAUCAAGCAUCAAUUUAACUUGUAAAUAGCAUAAUGGUUGUUAAAUUAUAAUGGUGGACCUUAAUGAAAUAUAAAAAGCUCCAAGUAGAUUAAUUUGUGUGAAAUGUAUGAGCGCUUAUCCAGCUAAAUAUGAAACAAUUGAUGAAUUUAAAGAGUAAUGGUAAAAUUAUUUAUAAGAAAAAUAAAAUUACUGUAGCAAUUAUAUAGAAAAAGUUGAAAGCAAAACGAAAGAACUAAAUUUAUUAUUCUCUGAUAUUUAAUUAAAGAUAGCCAAUUAAAUAACAAAAAGCACCAAUCAACUAAAUGAGAGAUCUAAUGAUUUAUUAAAUAUCUUUUAAAAGUAGUGGUAAUAAGACAAAAAUUAAAAUUUCUCAUUAAAAAAUUUCAAUGAAUUUGAAGACAUUGUAAAAUAAAUGAGCGGCUCAUAAAAUAUAUAGCAUCUUAUAAGCUGCUUAGAAAGUAACUGCGAUGAAUGGAAUAAGUUGUACUUAUAAUAAAUAUCUGAAAUUCAACAAACAUUAGAGAUUUGUACAGAAAAUUUAAAGAAUAGCAUAAAUAUUAAAUUAAAUGCAGGGAAAGAUAUUUAUUAAGAAACAAAAUCUUUACUAAAUUCAUAAGUAGAUAAAUAAUUUACAUAUGAACUUAUAAAAGAGAGUUCAAUAAAAUAAGAUUAAUUUUGCGGUGCAAUGUCCUUUAAUAAGGAUUGCUCAAUCGUGAUUGUUGGAUGUGAGAAUUAAAUAAAGGUAUUUGAGUUUACUAAAGGAAGGAUGAAUUAAAUUCAACUUCUUAGUGAACAUAAUAUGUCUGUUGUUAAUUUAAAAUUUAUGAAAAAAUCUGAUUAAUUUAUUUCUGGAAGUGAAAGGGAUGGAUAGAUUAUAAUUUGGUCGAUGAAUCCAAAUAAAAAAUGGAUUUACUAAUAAAAAAUAAAUGCACACACAAAAUGUAUUGAAUGUAUCUUAUUGAACAACAAUGAAGAUUUAAUUAUAUCAAGUAGUAGAGAUGGAACAAUUAAAUUUUGGAUCAAAUAGAGUGAAUGGGCAUGCCAAUAAACUAUUGCUGGUCAUGAAGGUUAUGUUUAUUCAUUAAGUUUAAAUGAAUAAUAAAAUAGAUUAAUUUCUUGCAGUAAAGACAAAUCAAUAUUAGUAAUAGAUUUAUAAUAAUAAGAUAACAAGUGGAUUAUAAAAUAGAAAAUAAAUUUAGAUAAGUAUGGUUAUAGAUUAUGUUUUAUUGAUGAUAACUUAUUCACUUUUUAGCCAUAUUAAUAAGAAUAAUUGAACAUUUAUGAGUUGAAUAGUACAAAUGGAUAAUAUGUAAAAACUAAAGUUGUUCAAGUUAAGUGUGGUUAAGAUGAUGGUUAUACUCUAUUUCCUUAAUAAUAUAUAAAGUAAAAAAGUUUACUUGUAAAUAAGAAUGGUUAAAAUAUUAAUUUAAUAAAAAUCAAAUAAAAUGAACAAUUUCUAACUAAGCAAAUUAUUCAAUUUCAAAGUUCUUAUUUAUAUGGAUGCAUGAGUGAUGAUGCAGAGUAUUUAAUAACUUGGGAUUAGAUAUCAAAUGAAAUUUAAAUAAGAUAAUAUAAUCAGAAAUGA
Paramecium sonneborni is the source of this 2172-nucleotide messenger RNA. Lineage: Eukaryota; Ciliophora; Oligohymenophorea; Peniculida; Parameciidae. The record is from the annotation of a GenBank genome assembly.